AUGGCUCCCCCCUCGGUCACGCUCACAGCCCCGCCUCACUCCCCUUCCAGGUCGAGAUCAAUUUCACAACCCAUCCCAGAGGACUCCGCGUUGGAUAACCUUGACACGCUGUCUCCCCUCAAACCUUCUCGUUCCACCGUAUUCCGCUCCCAAUCUUCGAAUAACAUGUCAAGAAGUCAACAUGCGUCUGGGAACUCGAAUCAACAUCAUUCUUCGAGUCCAAGUCUCCGCAAACCCCAAGGACGUGCCAGAAGUAGCAGUUUGGUCACGGUGACCGAAGUUGGUGGCGAUGACCCUGACAACGUUGUGGAUAGAUUGGGUGUUGGUAACAAUGAGAAUGCUGAAUGGGUCAAUGCUCCAGAUGUCAGUUGGACAAUCGUUAAUCUCGGUUACAUGUCUGUCUCAUUUCUCAUGUUUCAUCACGCCACUGGUGUCCCGUUCGAAUCAACAAUGACUUCUGCCGGCGCAUAUGACGAUCUGACGCUCUGGGAACAAAUUGAUUAUGGAGCGCAGUAUACACCGGCCAAGAAAUUUUUGACCAGUGUCCCAAUAGGAUUGUUCUUGAUAUCAACGCAUUACACGAGAUAUGAUUAUAUACUUUUCGUUCUCAACUUCGCUGCUUUAGUAUUCGUGCUAUUUCCCAAACUCCCCAUUCUUCAUCGUCUUCGAUUCCAUUUCGCUGUUCCGGAUAACGACUCUGCCCCUACCCCGCUCACGUCUCGACCUCCCUCUCCUUUCAUGGACAAAUCGUCCAAAUUAUCGUCAUGA
This is a messenger RNA of Kwoniella mangroviensis CBS 8507, 768 nucleotides long. RefSeq lists its product as uncharacterized. The transcript is spliced from 5 exons. Gene Ontology annotation, biological process: ceramide metabolic process; sphingolipid biosynthetic process; intracellular sphingolipid homeostasis. The record is from RefSeq and is a predicted model, not a curated record. Bases 1 to 768 code for a protein of 255 amino acids. Gene Ontology annotation, cellular component: endoplasmic reticulum membrane. NCBI's taxonomy places the organism in Eukaryota, Fungi, Basidiomycota, Tremellomycetes, Tremellales, Cryptococcaceae.